AAGCUUCUUCGAUAUAUGGAGGAACGCCGUUCUGUGACCAGACCAGUUAUGAUAGCUGGAAUGUUCUGUUUGAGUUCUUAACACACGCACGCACGCGCACACACGCACGCAAACACGCACAGUGCUAACUUGCUGUGAAGCUGACUCGGGAGUUUUAACUGUAACUGCGUCUCGAAGCUGAAGCGAUUCCAAUUCCCCGUUCCACCUUAAACGGUGCCGGGGCGCCAGAGUGUAGCUGCAGCACCACUUAAGGUGGACCGGAGAGUCGGACGCGGCAGCUCACCUCAGCCUCGCGCUCAUCCGCAACCUGUUGCUGCUGCUAGCGAACUCAGCUAGCCAGUUAGCCUGCAAGCUAACAGGAAACACUGGAUUUAAAGGUGGCCGCUGGCUAACCCCGCUAGCUGGUAGAUCAGUGCUGACCCGAGGAGCGGUUUACAGCCGGGGGCCCUGAAUAAGCCCCCCGUCCAGGUGGGCGCCCGUGGAGCGGCGGAGGAGCCGAAGCCCCGCGGCCGGUGCAGCUUCAGCGCAGGACCCUCUGAGCUGCUGUGAUACUGGAAUGGAAAAGCGAGACGAUGAAGUCGAAGAGCAGCAGCACAGCACAGCGGGCAGCGAUGGAGCCAACUCUGGAGGAAGUACGCCUCCAUCCAAACAUAAGGGCAAGUUCAACCUGGGUAAGAUCUUCAGACCCUGGAAAUGGAAGAAGAAGAAAGGCACCAGUGAGAAGUUCAAGGAGACGUCAGAAGUGCUGGAGAGGAAAAUCUCGAUGCGGAAGCCCAGACAGGAGCUGAUAGAGAAAGGAGUACUGAAGGAGAUCUCGGACAACGAGAGUAAUGAUGUGAAAGCUCCUUCAGUGAAGAACGGCCACACUGCGAGCAUCCCCGGGGACCGAGGGGCAGACCCGGGACCAGAGGUCAGGGGCCCGACCUGGCGGUCGCAGGGCGAGGACCGGAAGAGUACCCUGGCAGCCGACCCCGAUAGGCGCAGCCGGGUGCCGUCCGAUGUGACCCGUAACCGGCAGCCUCUUGACGUGGACAGCCGUGUGCGCAUGCCCUCGGACUCUGACCGCCGCAGCCGCCUCGAGUCAGACGGAGAGAAACGGACAUCGUCUUUACCGAGAGACAGAUACGGACAGGACGAGGGCAGAUACCGCGAUCGGAGAGAUGAAAACAGAGAAAGGAGGGAUGAGAGGGAGGACAGGGGAAGGAGGGAUGACCGAGAGGACAGAGAGAGACGGGACAAACGGGAAGAGCGGGACGUAAGAGGGGAGAGAGAUAAGAGAGACCGGAGAGACGAAAGGAUGGACAGGGAAGACAGGGAAAGGAGAGACAAAGAAGAGUGGGAGAGGAGAGAAGGAAGAGGGGACAGGGAUGACAGGAGAGAUGACCGAGACAGACGGGAUGACCGAGAAAGGAGAGAAGAGCGGGAGAGGAGAGAGGACAGAGAAAAAAAGGACAGACGAGACGAGCGAGAGAGGAGGCCUGAGAGCGAGUGGAGGGAUGACAGAGAAAGAAGAGAAGAGCGAGAGAGGAGAGAGGAGAAGGAGAGAUGGGAAGAGCGAGAGAGGAGAGAGGAACGGCUGAGGAGAGAGGAACGGGAGAGGAAGGAAGAGCGAGACAGGAAGGAGGGUAGAAGGCCGGACGUGACAAAGCAGGUUUCGGACAGCAAGGCGCUCAGGCCUCAUUCAGAGAUAGGCAUGAAGAGCAGUCUGCAGAAGAGCAGCUCUGAAGUGGGGCAGAAGGUCCGGCCGAUGUCCGAGGCCGACCAAAGGAGCACGCUUCCACGACCCAUGCCCUCCGAGGACGACCCCCGAGCUCGCACAGGGUCCGUUGGUGUGCGCUUUGCCCCCAUCCCUGAGCCUGACCUGGGACGUGUCCCCCCCAAGGAGCUGCAGCCCCCCCCUAAACAGGCCAUCCUCCCCCCUAGAUGGCUGAUGUCCCCCCCUUCCACAGAGUCUGGCCAUGCCUCAUCUUCCUCAUGUUCGUCAGCAUCAUCAGCGUCGUCUACGUCCUCUUCAUCCUCUGCCCCCCGCAUUGCUAAGCCCCCUCCCCGCACCAUCUCUCUGAUGGUAGAGGACUCGUCUCAACGAAGUCCUGUACCUGCAGUCAUGCCAGGAGGACAGGAUGCCCCGCCUGCUGUCCCUGCUCAUGCUGCCCCUUCUGUCCCCGCUGCCACUGCUAACCCUCCUGCCCCCGCUGCCACUGCUCCCCGUCCUGCCCCUGCUGCCAUUGCUAACCCUCCUGCCCCUGCUGCCACUGCUCCCCGUCCUGCCCCUGCUGCCAUUGCUAACCCUCCUGCCCCUGCUGCCACUGCUCCCCGUCCUGCCCCUGCUGCCACUGCUAACCCUCCUGCCCCUGCUGCCACUGCUAACCCUCCUGCCCCCGCUGCCAGUGCUCCCCGUCCUGGCCCUGCUGCCACUGUUACCCCUCCUGUCCCCACUGCCAAGGUCACCCCUCCAACCCCUGUUGCCCCCGUUGCUCCUGCUGCCCCUGCUGCCUCUAUUGCCCCGGCUCCCCCUGCCACCUCUAAGCAGCCCCCUGUGCCGCCUCCCAAACCCACCAACCGCAACAGCAACCCUACACUGCAAGCUGCGACGUUACACAGACGCACUAAAGCCCAGCCUCCUCCGUACUGGACCAGCUGGAGACAGCAGGCCGCCAACGGCGUCUUCCUCUCCCUGCCCAGCUAUCUGUGUCGCCGGGGCCCUCUGCCCUGCCCAGUGGAUCCCCCUCCAGCUCCUGGAGCCCCACACCCAGGUCCGGCUAAGCGUUCCCCCCCCAUUCCGCCAGCAAGGAUGACACCGGUCACUACUAAACGCCUCUCAGAGGACCUCUCGUCCAUUCAGCCUGAGCCGCCUGCCAGAGGCCCCUCCCCUGUUCCGCCCGCCACCCAACCAGAAGACAGUAAAAACCCUGUCUCCGCCCCUGGAAUGGUCUCUCCACCGCCCGUCCACAUCCCACCGUCUCCUCCACGCGCUCACCUGCCGGUCCCCAGCGUGGACCCCCCGAGCCCCACCACAGAGCCGCCCUCCCAGCCUCCUGCCAUCCCCCUGCACAUCCUGAUCCAGCGGGCACUGAACAGCCCUGGCCCGGUGGCACCGGCGCACGCAGACGGCUCUCACCGAGCUCACUCUCUGCUCUUCGAGAUGCCGCCGGAGGUUCUGGUCGAGACGAGCGGGCGCCGCUCGCUUCCGGUCACCAUCGAACCCCUCAGACUGCCAGAGGAUGAUGAUUUUGAUAUAGAGGAAGAGUUGGCGAAGCUGCAGCCGUCUCGGCCGUCCCGGCAGCCGGAGCUGGAGCCGCGGAGCAGACGGGGUUUGGUGGAGAACCCCAGCGUGACGGUCAUCCCCGAGAGCGGAGGAGAUGGAGACAGCGAGGAGGACGAGGAUAGCGACUCGGACGGGCCGAUCCACUACAGAGACGAUGCCGACGACAGCGAGGAGGAGGAUGUUCCGAUGACUGGUCUGGCGUCCCGUGUGAAGCGGAAGGACACGCUGGCUCUGAAGCUGGAGAAGCAGCAGGAGAAGGAAGAGCAGCAGAACCAGGAGAACACCACCUGGAAGAGCCGCGAGCAGUGGGAGGCUGUGCGCAGCAGGAUCGGCAGCACCCUCACACGGCGACUCAGUCAGAGGCCAACGCAACAGGAGCUCGAGCAGAGGAACAUUCUGCAAGCCAAGAACGAGGCGGACCGACGAGCGGAGCGGAGCGAGAUCAAACGCAGGCUCACGAGAAAGUUGUCCCAGAGGCCCACAGUAGCUGAGCUCCAGGCCAGGAAGAUCCUUCGGUUCCAUGAGUAUGUGGAGUCCACGCAUGCAGAAGACUACGACCGGCGCGCAGACAAACCCUGGACCAAACUCACCCCUGCUGAUAAGGCUGCCAUCAGAAAGGAGCUGAAUGAGUUUAAGAGUUCGGAGAUGGAGGUCCACGAGGACAGCAAGAUGUACACCAGGUUUCACCGGCCUUAGCUGACACCCCCGAGGAGAAGAGAGUGAGCUUGCAGAGCUGAGGAGCUUCAGGCUGGGGACCAGCAACCACACUGCUGACCGGCCUGGAACCCUACUGGACCAGAGACACGCUCUACCUGCACAGGAACAUGCUGAGGAACCUACACAAGCUGUUCAGGGCGCAUAUGUGUCUGCUAACUUUUUUAUUAUUACUAUUAGAGGAUCAGUGUGGAGUGCCAACCCACCAGGAACAAGGCUUCCAGUGGUUUCUGCUAAAGGAAUAGCUCAACCAAAGAUGCUAAUGUGGCUAACAGUGAAUAGAAGCUGGUAGCCACCAGUUAGCGUGAUGGCCUAAUGCUAACUGGAGGCUGUACGUUUCGUUUCCUGUUAGCUACAUUAACAUUUCUUCCUUUAAGUGGUGAGUUGGCGCGCAGACCCAGCAGCUUCACAGAGAGCUGCGCUAAUUAGUGGGACUCAGACUUCACGGUGCAGGUAGCGUCUUAUCCCACUGAGCUGGAUGCAACACGUAAACGGCCUUGUUUCCUUUUUAGAUUAUGCAGAAACGUCUUUUUGAUAUCAGGAAUAUACAUAUUUGUUCACAAGUGAUUGCUUUUAUGAUGAUGAUGAUGAUGAUGAUGACACUGUGAUCUUCAUACUGAGAACAAAAAUGUGACGGUGGCACCAGAGCCUGAUUGUGUGAGAGUGGAAGAGCGAGAGCGCCAUGCUGUUCACCUCUGCCUUAAUAACAGACCCUGAGGGAGAAAUUCAGAGACCAUUUAUUUCGCUUCCUGUCAAAACGGCAAACGACAACAAGUUGUUCAUUUUUCUCACGUUUAACAUCAGCAGCUCACUGUCUGCUUACUGUCCUCUCAGCUGUCCAGUCAGCGAGUCUCUCUCUCCCUUCACUCCAGCUUCCGUUCUUCUCAGGAGCCUCACUUUCAGCUCCUCAGAGAACCUGCAGACACGCCUCCAAAGCUCAGUCUGAGAAGCUGGUUGAUGAUCAAACCCAUU
This is a messenger RNA of Pygocentrus nattereri (red-bellied piranha), 4951 nucleotides long. It is a transcript of the gene phactr4a, whose product is annotated as phosphatase and actin regulator 4a. The record is from RefSeq and is a predicted model, not a curated record. The transcript is spliced from 15 exons. Gene Ontology annotation, molecular function: actin binding. Gene Ontology annotation, biological process: actin cytoskeleton organization; neural crest cell migration. NCBI's taxonomy places the organism in Eukaryota, Metazoa, Chordata, Actinopteri, Characiformes, Serrasalmidae. The coding region runs from base 557 to 3961 and encodes 1134 amino acids.